AAAUGUUUCGAGUGCCACUUCUCCCAUUCACUGCCGAGUGAAAGCAAGUGCCGCGUUAUCAGGGAUUUCGUCUAUUCGGGAGGCGGGUACGUCACGGGUGACGUUGACGUCGGGGACGUGAACGCGCACGCACUGCUGCAACUCUUUAAAAAUAACCUACAAACACAUCAAUAUACUACAAUGAAUUAACUCAAAGUUUCAUGUUUUAAACAUUAAUACAUGAAAGCGCUUGUUCUAAAAAAAAAAUCCGGAAAAUUUUACAUGGGGCGGAACAGUAUGUUGUAUCCAGCCGAACAUGUUACUUCAAAAACCCGGAAGUAGAGUUGGUGCGUCGCUGUUUUGAUUCCCCAAUUGUUUUUGUCCAAGAUGAAGGACAAUAUGGCUAUGAGUAUGAAGUCUCUUCUACGUGUGUUGGAGGACGCCGAGCACCGGGACGAUGGGUUGUGUGUGGUCGGCAUCUUCGGGAAAAGCAACAUGCAGGUCGGCGCUCUGAAGGAGUCUCUCGUCAACAACCUAGCAGACAAGCACAUCUUCUCGGUUUUCGGUGGACCAGACGAUGGCAGUGGCACGGCGGACAAUGGCAUUCAGGCUUUCCACAACCAAGACAACCGGGUCCUGUACCUGCUGCUCUCUUCCGUGUGCGACAGCCGCCAACUGCUGCGGGCUUGUCAGUCUCUGAGUGCGGGGGCCGGUCACGCGGACUCCCACGACUUCUGGAAGGGCCUGGACAGGCAGCACUGCCUCCACCUGCUCUACAUGUUCUCAGUGUGCCACGUCCUCCUGCUCGUCCACCCGAACCACACGUUCGAUGUCACCUACGACCGGCUCUUCAGAGCUUUGGACGCCCUGCGACAGAAAGUGUUGCCUCUUAUCCGAGUGGCCAUCAAGGACUGCCCGGUGUCCAAAGAGUGGAAGGUGAACUGUCGGCCCUGUCCUCCAAGGCUGCUCUUCGUCUUCCAGAUGAACGGAACUCUCAAGGUGUCAAAUGGUUCUGAGUUGGGCUCUCACCCUGACAAGCCCAAGAAGCACUCCCCCAGGAGGCGCCUGCAGCACGCCCUGGAGGAUCAAAUUUACCGCAUCUUCCGCAAAAGCAGAGUCCUGACCAACCAGAGCAGCAACUGCCUGUUCACUGUGCCGGCCAACCAGGCGUUUGUUUACGUGGUGCCGACUGCCGAUGAGGACCCCGUGGGCUCCCUGCUGGGCCAGCUACGCUCUAGCUGCACCGCGUGCGAGCAGGACUCAGGUACACUGGUGUUGGGGCCCAGGCGGUACCAGCAGAUGAGGCGUUCGGCCCGGCAAGCCGGCUCUGGUGUAGAUCUGUUUGGAGCAUCGGCGAGCUGUCAGCUGGUGGACUGCAGCUUGAAGGAGUUCCUGUGGCAGCAUGUGGAGCUGGUGCUGACCAAGAAAGGUUUUGACGACAGUGUCGGUCGCAAUCCUCAGCCUUCGCAUUUUGAGCUGCCAACCUACUCCAAGUGGGCGCAGGUUGCCUUGAGACUCCACCAAGUCCUUGUGAGCGGCGCCGAGGAGGACAUGGCCGAGUUGGCCGCCAAAGUGCAGAGCCAGCUGAAGGUGCUGGAUGCGUUCCUUGAUGCAGACACCAAGUUCUCGGAGAACCGGUGCCAGAAGGCGUUGCCCCUGGCCCACAGCGCCUACCAGUCCAACCUCCCCCACAACUACACCACCACUGUUCACAAAAACCAGCUGACUCAGGCGCUGCGGGUGUACAGCCAGCACGCUCGUGGCGUGGCAUUCCAGCGAUACGCCUUACAGCUUCACGAGGACUGCUACAAGUUCUGGAGCAAUGGACACCAACUGUGCGAGGAGCGAAGCCUUUCCGACCAACACUGCGUUCACAAGUUCCACCUUCUGCCACAGCCAGGAGAGAAGACAGAUGUGGAUCACAACCCACCCAUUCUGAACCACAACAGCAGGGGGCGCUCUACAAGUUCUUGUAACUGUGGAAGGAAGCAGGCUCCACGGGAGGAUCCUUUUGACAUCCAGACAGCAAAUUAUGACUUUUACCAGUUGCUGGAGGAGAAAUGCUGCGGUAAGCUGGAGAGGAUCGACUUCCCCAUCUUCCAGCCGAGUACUCCCGACCCAGCUCCAGCCAGUAACCGGGGACAGCGCCCUCCUUGCGAGGCCUCUGCAUCAGGUGAUGUAGACAGACUGAAGGAGUCCAGCACCGCCCAGAGCCACACUCCUGGAGACACCAGCCUGAGCCUGGCCCUCAGUCUGGGCCAGUCCGCCGACAGCCUGGGGCCUUACGGCGAUGGGGAUGCAGCUGAAAGCCAAGUCCAGCAGAAGCGCCCAAGCCUUGCGGAUCGCCAGCCCUCCACUGUGGAGUACCUUCCUGGUAUGAUGCACUCUGGCUGUCCUAAGGGCCUGCUGCCCAAGUUCUCCAGCUGGUCCCUGGUCAAACUAGGCCCUGCCAAGUCGUACAACUGCCACACGGGUUUGGAACAACCAGGUUUCCUCCCUGGCUCUUCCUUCCUCCUUCCAUGGGACUUGGUGAUCCGUUCUCGCUCAGAGGAGGAGUCCGGACUGGAGGCUUUGGACGGGGGUGCCUCCUCAUGGCCGGCCCCCAAUAAGACCCUUGUGAGCAAGCGAGGGAGUGCCGGGGGUCUCGGCAGGGGUCGCAGGAGGGAUGACACGGCGCGGGCCUUUGUGGGAUUCGAGUACGAAGACGGCAGGGGAAGGCGCUUCAUCAGUUCUAGUCCUGAUAAGAUCGUGAAGGUGCUGGGCCCAGGUGGUGCCAAAGACCCUGCCAGCAGGGUGCUGAACACCGACAUGCCGCUGUACAUCCCGACACCCUCCCAGGGGCGUGGCCUGAAGCCCCACUUUGCUCAGCUGAUUCGUCUUUUUAUUGUGGUGCCUGACGCUCCGCUUGAAGUUACCCUCAAUCCUCAGGUCCAGCCCGGUCCUCCCCCAUGCCCGCUUUUCCAUCCCGAGCAGGCAGAUGUGGUGUUGCCACCCGACAGCUUCUGGGUGCUGCGCUUCCCUUUUGCCUACGCCACAGAGCUCGGACCCUGUUACCCACCCAAGGAGAACCAGCCCCUCAACAACUACAAGGUCCUGCGAGGGAUCCUCAGAGCCACUACGGCUAACCCUCAGUGAACCCUGAUGAUGACCCCCUUCACCGGACUAAACUCUCUCAUAAUGUUUCUGUGUAUCACUUUGAAAAACGACAAUAUAGCCAAUCAUGACUUUAAAGCACUGAUUGUGACGACUUGAACUAGCAUUUAUCGGUUUGAAUUAUGUACGUACGCUACGCCAUCUUGCUCCUCGCCUUCAAGCCAUCUUGCAUAUCUUGACUGCAAGCUGAUUAAUAGUAGAGGAGUGCCAUGGAUGCUCACUGAGUUAACUGUCUGCAAACACCACCCCCUAGCGUUUUGGUAUAGAAUUACCCAUCACUCACAGUAUUCAGUAUUAAUAAAUGAAAUAUUUUCACUGU
This is a messenger RNA of Doryrhamphus excisus (bluestripe pipefish), 3451 nucleotides long. It is a transcript of the gene smg8, whose product is annotated as SMG8 nonsense mediated mRNA decay factor. Gene Ontology annotation, biological process: nuclear-transcribed mRNA catabolic process, nonsense-mediated decay. Lineage: Eukaryota; Metazoa; Chordata; Actinopteri; Syngnathiformes; Syngnathidae. The record is from RefSeq and is a predicted model, not a curated record.